This is a messenger RNA of Rotaria sp. Silwood1, 1224 nucleotides long. Lineage: Eukaryota; Metazoa; Rotifera; Eurotatoria; Philodinida; Philodinidae. The record is from the annotation of a GenBank genome assembly.
AUGUUAUGGAAUAUUCUAUUAUUGGCAUUGUCGUGGAGUCUCGGUCAAGGUAUUUUUUUCAUUCAAAUAAGUAUAACUACUCUAGCAACUACAAGUUUUACCAACUGGUAUCUGGCAACAAUUCCUAUUGGUUCUAUGCUCUUUGUUGCUACUAUUUGGUCUGUAUUUUUACCACGAGUUAUUGCUCGUUACGGCUAUCGACCUCCAUUCUAUUUCGGUGCUCUGAUGGGUAUGAUUGGAGCUGGACUUUGUAUUGUAGCAGCAUGGUUUAAACUCUAUUGGUUACUAGUAGUGAGUGCUACAUUUAUUGGUGGACAAGUACCAUGUACAUUCUACUAUCGUCUGGCAGGAUUACAAUUUUCAACACAAGAAUUUGCUUCAAAAGCCAUUGCGAUGGUCACUGCUGGCGGUUGUCUGUCCGCUUUUAUUGGGCCAGAAAUAGCCAAACUUAUGAUCAAUGUACUUCCAAAGCAAUACAGUGGUGCUUAUUUAGCAGCAUUGGAAUCGACCUCGUUACCUACAACCAUGGACAGAAAUCUUAGUUCAAGUGGCCGUUCAAUCUUUACGAUAGUUGGCCAACGAACAUUUCUGAUUGCUGCUCUUGGUGGUUUUGUUUCAUGGUCAGCGAUGGGUAUUCAAAUGUCGGCUGCAGCGCUGGCAAUGAUUGGUUCUGGACAUACUUUUCCUCAAGUGAUAACAGCUGUUGAGUACCAUAUAUUAGGAAUGUUUGUACCGCCAUUUUUUACUGGAACUCUAUGUAACUGGUUUGGAAGCCGACUGGUUAUGCUCACUGGACUUUUGAUCCAAUUUGUGGGUACAUUUCUGUUUCAAUGUGGUUUUGAAAUUAUCUAUUUUGAUAUGGGUUUGAUUGUUGUUGGCAUUGGAUGGAAUUUAGGCUAUGUCGGAUCAUCAAUUCUAUUCACAAAAUCAUACUCCCCAGAAGAAAAAACAAAAACUCAUUCGCUGUAUGAAGCCAUAUUGAUGUUUAGCAUAUCGAUAUCAUUUUUCUCAUCGGCAUUUGCAGAACAAUUUCUAGGAUGGAAGACUUUAACUGGAAUGUUAAUUCGCAUCUACCUGGCUGCAGCUGUGCUCAUAGUGGUUGUAGAUACGGCAUUCGUAUUUUAUAAGACUAAAGAUUUACGAAUAGAAAUAACAGAUAACAACAAACAAGUAAAAACUCUAGAAUUAAAUAUACAAGCUGGCUCAGAGUUACAUGUUAGAUAA